This is a messenger RNA of Cuscuta campestris, 2099 nucleotides long. NCBI's taxonomy places the organism in Eukaryota, Viridiplantae, Streptophyta, Magnoliopsida, Solanales, Convolvulaceae. The record is from the annotation of a GenBank genome assembly.
AUAAAUUCUUUAUGCAGUUUCAUUUUAAAGUUUUUCGCAGCUCUGAAGUUCGCUUUUGUAAAACCGACCAUUACCGGGUUUUCAACCUAACCCGUCCGAACAGGACCUACGCUACCACUUGGUCUCUAUGACGGAGUGAACUAUUUGCACUCCAAGGUUUCUAAACUUAUCUCGUCAAAACAGGGGAAUAGCUUCUUCAAGAAGAAGAGCACACCAAUGGAAAUUAUCCGAUCUGAAAGGAAACCUUCAGUUUCCAAGGACUUUGUCACAACUCUCCCUAUCUACCGUUCUGCUCCACCUCUCGAGGUCGGGCUAGAAGACUUCGAGCAGUAUGCCAUCGAUCGCCUCAGAGUUUUGAGAGCGAUUGCUGAUGGAUUAUCCCGGGGAAAGAAACCAGAUGAAAUGUCAAAAUUGGUAUCAGGUCUAUGGAAGGAAAACAUGAGGCACCCACAAGCAUCUGAAGUUAUUAACAAAGAUAUAGUUUCACAUUUUGUUUUACGGCUUGUGUAUUGCAGAACGGAGGAAUUAAGGAAGUGGUUUCUUUCAAUGGAGACCACAUUGUUUCGUUACCGCUAUCAGAGUGAAACAACUGAUGUCCAGAGGGCAAUAGUUGCUGUGAGCAAUGCUGAAUAUGAGAGCAUAAAAGACAAAUUGAGCCUAGUUUCCCGUUCCACUGGCCAACAGUUAUCAAGUGCUGACACAUUCUACCAGGUGCCAUUUGAAGAGGUUUCGGAGCUAGUGGCCGGCCGAAGAGUAUACAUCCAGAAAGGGAAUGCAUACAUUGCUACACAUCAGUUGGUUUCAUUUGUCAUCAAUCAAUUCCGUAGCAAUCUGUCAAAAGCACUUGCUCUUACAAACAGAAAAUGGAUAUCAAUGAUAAGAGAACAGGAGAAGGACCGAUUGACUCCUAUUGUUGAAGCCCUAUCAACAAGUUAUUUGGGUCCAGAUUAUACCCAGCCACAUGAAUACACUGAAAUUUCAUUGAGGGAUAUUGAUGAAGUUGCUAUUACUUCAUUUCCUUUGUGCAUGCGCCAUCUCUUUGAGAAGCUACGAGAGGAUCAUCAUCUAAAGCAUGGAGGAAGGAUGCAGUUGGGCCUAUUCCUCAAGGGUGUUGGGAUUAAACUGGAUGAUGCCCUUGCAUUUUGGAAGGCUGAGUUCUCCCAAAAAAUUGGUGCUGAAAAGUUUGACAAAGAAUAUGCAUAUAGCAUACGUCACAAUUAUGGGAAAGAAGGAAAGAGAGUGGAUUACACACCUUAUUCAUGCCAAAAGAUAAUCUCAUCAACUCAUGGUGUUGGAGAUCAUCAUGGAUGUCCUUAUCGUCAUUUCAGUGAAGAGAAUUUAAGAGCUGCCCUCACCAAGAUGGGAGUUGGACACCAUGUUCAAGCGGAAGUGAUGGGCAAAGUGCGAAAUAGACAUUACCAGUUAGCAUGCACAUUGACUUUUGAAGCUAUUCAUGGCUCACCAUGUGAUGCUGGGAUUAAUCAUCCAAAUCAGUACUUCAGUGACAGCAGAAAGAUCUUGGAGUCUAGGAACUCCACCAAUCCGUGAAAAGGUGCUUUACUAUCCAGUAUCCACCGUUGUGUUACAGUUCCUGCCAGAUCCAAUACUUGAUUAACUAAGGGGACGUUGAUUAGCCUCGCUUGGCUGGGAGAGCCUGGAAGCCAAGGCAGAGUCCAUUGUAUGGAGCUGUUGUGGUUGAUUCAGGUGGGACCUGGGAGUUGUACAAUGUAAACUGCUGCAUGUGUGCAUUGCCAAAUGUUUAUGUAACAUCAUUAGUCUACUAGAUGCCCAAGACGGAUAGAGGAGGAAUGAUGUGGGUUGAUUCUCCCCUUGGCGACAAUGCUAAUUGGAGACUUACAUGUUUGUUGAUCCCAAACCUAACACCUUAGUGAGUUUGUGCAUUUGAAUUAGGGGUGAACACACUUCAAUUUCCGAAACCUAGACAAUAAGCCAAAUCAAUUUUGGGUCUGGAUCCGUAAUCUAAAUGGAUGGACUAAGGGGGGAAAUUGGACAUCGGAAGGGGGAUUACGGGUCCCUAUUCUGGAUAGGGAAAAUUAGGAUUGGAAUAACGGGUCGGUCCAUACCAUGAUACGGGGUGU